CUGCACAGCAAGCAGGAGGGUCCCAGGAGCAGCUGGCCAGGGGCUCCAAGACUCCCCCUCCUUCCCACAAAUGGCUCUGGGAUGCCUGUUCCCUCCAACCUCCCCUAGUAUAUGGAGAAGCUGUUCUGAUCCAAGCUUUAGGAAGCAUGAAGCCUGCAGAUCAAGAGGACCAUAGUCUGACAACAAAAGACCAUGCAGCUACUGGAGUACCUGCAUUGCACCAGGCCAGACCAUCCUUUGAACUGUUCCCAGCAAGCUGAAAUAAUCUGUGGCGUAUGCAGUGCAGCUUGGUGAAAGUGAGCUAUUUUCAAAAGCUCCCCCUGGCCCAGCACUGUACAGUGGAUCGUUCCAUAUGAUUUGGUCUGGAAGGAGUUCCAGAGCGGGUCAGAGGAAUAGGUGAAGAGUGAUGUGGUGAGUUCCUUCCACACAAGCCAAUGUGCCGAGCUUGCCAUAUCCAGUGUUACCAUUUUCCACUUCUCUCACAGAAAGAAAACUGCCUCUGUGGGGACCUCAGCAUGCCAGAGACUGGACUGAGAUCAUCUUAUUUGAGCUGACGCAGGAUUUGAUUAAACUCAGAUUGUCAGAGGUGUAAGAUUGUUUCAUUAGCAAAAAUGGGUCAUAUGAAACCCCCUUCAUCGGCUGCACCACAUCAUGACAUGAUGGUUCUCUCCCAUUGCCUCUCCUCCAUGCAGCUGGAAUCGCUUUCUCGCUCCACACUAAACUAUGGGAUGUUUGCAAUUAAGCUUUUCUUUUUUUUCCCUUUAAAAGUAGCAUUCAGAGCUCCAUAAAGUCAUCUGGAAGUGCCAUGAACCUUUGGACUGAGAUGGAUGUGUACAUGGCUGCCAGGACCGGAUAGCUAUUGGCCCAGAUGUGAAGCUUUGUGUUGGAGCUGGGACACAGGAAUGUCAAAGUUUGAGAGACUCUGGCCAGAGUCCUGAUCUCUCCAGAUGGUCACAGGAUAUAAAGUGCAGCUGGGAGGCAAGCUCCAGAACCCUCCUAGAGAAGCUCUGAGGCUGCAGAAUCGCAUUAGACAAAAAGGAGGAGAUGAGGAAACUUCUGGUGCUGCUACUCCUGACCCUGGCAGCCUUCUGCUAUUGUGAAAGAGAUUCAAAGGACACCUUGGAAUCACACAGUGUUGAAGGUGUUAAGGUAAAAAGAGAAAUGGCCAAUGCCUUUGUGAGGAGGCAGAAGAGGUCCUACCCCUAUUAUGAAAGGUACUAUGAAAUGUACAAGUCCCCAAUGGAGCUGAGGAAGGAACAGUGUGAAAACUACGCCCCCUGUGACUACCUGUCAGAUCACGUGGGGUUUCAUGCUGCAUAUCAGCGUUACUUUGGGAGAUUCUGAGGAAGAGACUGUCCCUUCCCUCACCUGGCUAGGGUCCAGUCUGACCUCCAUAAAGACUGGGGUAAUGGGAGGAAGGGAAGGAAGUAAAAGAGAGAUUUAGAUUGGGCCCACUUCAAUUCUGCUCAGCACUGAUGAGAGCAUAAUGGCAAAAUUUACCCCAUGUAUCCAUUGUCCAGUCUAAGACUGCUGAACACUAGUUGUGAUCCUUGUACCAGAGGCAUUCCUCCAAUGGCCUCCCAUGGUAUUUUGAGCUUCUUCAGAGAAAGGAAGGUGAGGAGAAUCCAUCUUAUCUGCUUGCCAUGGAAGUUCCAGAGCAAGUAUAGGAAGAGGAGAUUCUUCUGAAGAAACUCAAAAUAUGACAAAGGGUGGCAGCAAGAACUUUUGUGCUCCCUCCCCUCCCAAAAAAGUACAAGGUGAGGGGUGACUAAUAUGAGAAAUGCAACUGUGUGUGUGUGCGCGCGCUGUGGAGAGCAGUGAUCCUCAUGCACCCACUGGAAUCGGGGGGUCCUGCUGCUUCCUGUUGGGGAAGGUUCAGCAGUUUGCAACCACCAGGUUCCAGGGUGGGGUGAUCAUCCCAAGUGUAUGUUAGUAACAAUGCAUGAGCCCCUAAAGGUUUGGUGGGUCCAUUCAACUAAGCACCUUGAUUUCAUAUACUUCACUGAGCUUCUUGGACCUGCAAAAUUGGGGUGAAAAUCUCUGGUGCUUCUGAUACACCAUGUUUCUGGUCAGGCUGAAAAUACCCGAGCAAAAAGCUGUUCCUCAUAAUUAGUUUGGCACUUAUGUUUCUGGUCCUGACUCAAACAAACAAACAAAAAAUGCAGAGGCAGCUGUAAAAAUAAAACAAAAAGUUAAUUGAACUUUUAUGAAUCUUCAAAAAGAAAAAAGGGGGUCAGUUCAGGGUUGGGUUGCGUUGAAGUUGGGUCAGUGCCAAGUUUAUCCAAAUUGGUUUGUCUAUCCCCAAUAUGUAUCUUCCCUCUUUGCAAAUUCAUGCAGGCAUCUUUUUAUGAGUUUUAUGCAUUAGCAACUUUCUGAAGUUUCACCUGUACCAUCAUAUAUUCUGUUCUGUAAGGGAGAUAUCAGGUUCUCCAGAGGGGCAGGUGUCUGCUCAGCAGCAAAAUUCGCAUGUUGGCUGGUGAAAUCAUCCCCAGCUGUUGGCUAUAAUAAACGCUGGUUAUGUAAAGCA
Molecule: messenger RNA, 2527 nt
Organism: Mauremys reevesii (Reeves's turtle)
Lineage: Eukaryota; Metazoa; Chordata; Testudines; Geoemydidae
Product: osteocalcin-like
Exons: 7
Coding region: 1045-1344 (99 amino acids)
Biological process (GO): bone development; osteoblast differentiation; regulation of cellular response to insulin stimulus
Cellular component (GO): extracellular region
Molecular function (GO): structural constituent of bone; calcium ion binding; hydroxyapatite binding
Source: RefSeq, a predicted model, not a curated record